Paramecium sonneborni is the source of this 2261-nucleotide messenger RNA. Lineage: Eukaryota; Ciliophora; Oligohymenophorea; Peniculida; Parameciidae. The record is from the annotation of a GenBank genome assembly.
AUGUUAAAAGAAGAAGUCAUCAAAGAAUGCUAUGAAAAUGAACAUAAAGGUUUUAAAAUUGUGGCUGUAGACCUUUCAUAAAAAUUCAAUAAAGAAAAUGAUUAAAAAAGGUUUUACUGCGUUAAAUGUCUUAUUGAAAAGAUAGGAUCAAAAAAAAUUAUAUUGUUUGAAGAAGCUUUAAAAAAAGCAGAAGAUGCAAAAAAAGAAUUAAAAAAAAAUAGUGAUUUAUAAAUCUAGCAGAAGUUGGAAAAUAUAUAAAAAAUAAAAGCGUCAAUCACAACAAUGGAGGAGAAUUUUUAGAAUACUUUAAUAGCUUUUCAAAAAUAUUUGGAAUAACAAAUAACUAUUGUAUAAAAACAAAUGGAAGAAAUUCCAGAACCUACAAACUUAGAUGAUAAUAUUAAAUUAUUAUCAAGUUGUUACAAAGACGAUAAUUAAUUUUCAAGUCCUUAGCCUAAUUAAGACACAAAAGAGAUGGUGAGACUUUUGAACUCGAUUAAAAGUUUUAUAGAGUAAAUAAAGAGCUCUUAAUAUAUCCAUGAAACAGAAAAAUAAAUCAAAAUGAUAGAAUCAUAAAACUAUAUUGAUUAAGAUUUUGAAGUAUAAUAAGUAAGCGUCUUUAUAAUUAAUAGAAAACACCAGCUUUAAUAAUAUUAUGUGAAACUCAUCAAAUGGAGAUUAUUAUGCUUAAUUUAAGUCAAGCAGAGUUUGUGUAAAAAAAUACUUACUUAUGUAUUGAUUGUAUCUAAGAUUCUAUUAUUGGAGCAAAUAAGGCCACUUCUAAUUAUUUAAGUUUAAAGGAGGCGAACAAAAGAUGGAAAAUGUAUUUGGAAGAACAGAAUGAAAAUAAAACUUAGAGACAAACAAAAUUUAUUUAGGCCAUAGGAAUUAUUAAAAAAUUAUAAGAGAAAUAUAAUUAAGAAUUCUCUAAAAUUAAUUAAUCCUUGAAUGAUGAAUUAAUUAAAGAACCAAAAGGAUUUGAAAAACUUUUGAAAUUAAAAAACAUUUCUUUUUUUGAUUAAGACUAACAAAAUCUUAAUUUUAUUAUGGAAAUUCUUGGUCAAAAAGAAAAGUAUAAAAAUUAGGAAUAAAUUUAAAGUUAAGAGGAUUCCAAAUUUUUCUAAAGCCAAAAAAAAAUAUUAGAAGAACUGAUUAAAGAAAAUCUAAUUGUAGAGAAUUAGUUAUCAUGGAUUUAGAAUUAUGAUUAAUGUAUUAUUUAAUGUUAUUUAGAACCUUAAAAUUUAAAUGAUGUUUCCAAAGAUAAUAUUUAGACUGACUAAGAAGUUAUAGAUUUUCUUAAAAAGACCUCUAUUUAUGAAUAAUAUUUUUCAUUAUUUGAAGUUUCAUUUAAUUAUUUAAGAAAAUUUAAAUAAGAAGAAUUAGAUCUAAAAUACAAAGGAAAGUUAGAUAAACUAUCAUAAUCUGAACAGGAAAAUUAAUCGAAAACAAUUUAGAUAUAUUAAAAGUGGUAUAAAUAAUUCUAAGAUAACUAAUUAAAGUUGGAAAGAUUAAUGAACGUUUAUGAAAUUGAAAAAAAAUUAAUUUAUGUUGAAUAAGAAAAAUAAAUAUUAUUAUAAGAAGAAAUAAAUAAAAACAAGAUUUUAAAUCAAGAAGAUCACAUAAAUGAUUAGAGGCAAUCAAUUUAUUAAUCAAAAAAUUAAAAAAAACACUUAGAUUCAGCAUUAAUUAAUAAGCAUCAGUUUGAUAAUUCUCUUAUAUAGAUGACAUGGUAAGAAGGUGAAACAAAAUUACUGUAAUUUGAAUUUGGAUAAAAAUUAUACAAAUUUAUUGAGGAAAAAACUAAAAAGAAAAUAAAAAAUAAAUAUUUGAUAUAUUCAGAGACUGAGGCUGGAUUAAAUUACAAAACUUUUUGGAGCUACAUUGAUAAAAUGUCUAAUUUGUUGAUGAUCUUUAAAUCAAAAAGUUAAUAUAUAUUUGGUGGAUUCUCUUCUUGUUAAUGGCUUAAAUAAAAUAAAUAGUACUAAGUCGAUGAAACAUUAUCAUCGUUUUUAUUUUCUUAAUCUUAUGACUAAAUAUACCCAAUAAUUUCAAGUUAUUAUGCAAUAAUUAAUUAUGAUUCUGGAAUAGGUUUUGGAUGUGAAGAUUUGAGAAUCUCCUAAGAUUUUUAGAAUGGAUCAUCGCUUUUAGGAGGUACGUACUAAUGUAAUUAAUAUAAAAUUAGUAAUCAAAAACAUCAUUUAUUUGGAUAAGCUACUCCAAAUAUUUUAGAAUGUGAAAUCUUAAUGUUUACUUUUACAUGA